ACACCAAAAAUAUCUCAAUCUUGUUAAGAAAAGGGUACAUUCUUGCUCAUGUUUCUAAGCUAACAAUCUCAAACUCUUAACACAAAAGAACAUUCACAAAAAUGGACAAAUAAAGUAACAAAAAGAGUAUAUAUAAACCACCUUAGUUAGAGGAGAAAGCUAAUGUUAGCUCACCAAAUCUUCUCAUCACUUCACUUUCUCUCCAUUUUCAUUCCAAACUUCCCAACAAAGAAACAAAGAAAAAACACAAGAUUAAACAAAAAACUACACUAUGAAGUUUAACAAGAGAUAUUCAUAUUUCUUUCAUUCAUUUCUCUUAAUAAUAAUGAUCAUUUUACAAAAUAACCAAUCUUUAUUAAUCCACGGUUCACCCAACCCUAUAAAAACCGUUGUCAUUUUAGUUAUGGAAAACCGGUCAUUUGAUCACAUGUUGGGUUGGAUGAAAAAACUCAACCCGGAAAUAAAUGGCGUAAACGGGUCGGAGUCGAACCCGGUUUCUCUAUCGAAACCGGAUUCACCACUUAUUUUUUACAAUGAUACAGCACAUUAUGUGGUUGACCCGGACCCGGGUCACUCAUUUCAAGCAAUAAGGGAACAAAUAUUCGGGUCGGACCAAACCGGGUCUGAACCGGCCUCUAUGAAUGGGUUCGCUCAACAAGCUUAUGCUAUCAAUGGUAGUAUGGAGAUGGCUAGACAUGUGAUGAAUGGUUAUAAACCGGAGUUAGUACCGGUUUAUCAAGCUUUGGUUCAAAAUUUCGCGGUGUUCGACCGGUGGUUUGCUUCGGUUCCUUCAUCAACUCAACCGAACCGGCUUUUUGUUCACUCGGCUACUUCAGCUGGAGCUACUAGCAAUAUUCCGGCCUUAUUAGCUAAAGGCUAUCCUCAAAGGACUAUAUUCGAUAACUUGGACAGUGAAGGGAAGUCCUUUGGAAUUUACUACCAAAAUAUUCCAGCUACAUUGUUCUACCGCAACCUAAGAAAGCUCAAGUACAUCACCAAAUUUUUACCCUAUGGCAUUUUCUUCAAAAGACAUGCUAGAGAAGGGAAGCUCCCGAGCUACGUCGUGGUGGAGCAGCGAUAUACGGACACUAAGGCAGACCCGGCUAACGACGAUCACCCGUCACACGACGUGUACCAAGGCCAAUUGUUCGUCAAGGAAGUUUAUGAGACACUAAGGGCUAGUCCACAGUGGAAUGAAACACUCUUUUUGAUCACUUAUGACGAGCAUGGUGGAUUUUAUGAUCAUGUCCCUACCCCGGUUAAUGGGGUCCCUAGCCCCGAUGGGAUCGUUGGGCCCGAGCCUUUUUUAUUUAAGUUCGAUAGGUUGGGUGUUCGUGUACCUACUAUUGCGAUUUCACCUUGGAUUGAGAAGGGUACUGUUGUUCAUAAGGCUCAAGGACCAUAUCCAACAUCAGAGUACGAGCACUCGUCUAUAGCAGCAACAGUCAAGAAACUCUUCAACAUGUCAAGCCCUUUCCUAACUAAUAGAGAUGCUUGGGCUGGCACCUUCGAAGCCAUCGUAGAAACAAGAACCGAACCACGAACAGAUUGUCCCGUACAACUGCCGACACCAGUACAGAUAAGGAAAGGGGAGGCAGACGAGAACAGGUUGCUAAGCGAGUUUCAGCAAGAGCUGAUGCAUCUUGCAGCGGUACUAAAAGGCGAUAACAUAUUAUCGAGUUACCCGGAGAAGAUAGCAAAGGGGCUUACGGUGAAGCAGGGGAAGGAGUACAUGGAGGAGGCAGUGAAACGAUUCUUCGAAGCAGGGCGACUUGCUAAGGAGUUGGGAGUUCAUGAAGAACAAAUUGUCAAAAUGAGACCAUCUCUCACUUCAAGACCUACAAAAUCUAGCACUCAACAACACCCUUAAGACUAAAUCAGUCUCGAACUCAAAGUAAUAAGUUAACUGAAACUGAAAAGACGAGAUAGUUGUUGUUUGGCAUAACUAAUAGUAAGUGAAUGCAAGUAUUAGUUUAAUGUCUUGAGAAAAGCUACUAAAAAGUUAUGUUAGGUUGAACAACUUCAAUUAUUUCAUCUCCUUAUCAUUGAAGGUAGUUGAAAUGAGUCACUAAACAUAGCCUUAAUCGUCUUAUUCGAAAAUGCACACUAACAUUUGGAUUUUUUUUUGGGGGUGUACAUUGUGAUCAUAAAAAUUGCGAACAUGCAUUUCUUUCCGAGUAUAUAAAUAAGGAAAAUGCUAACUUUAGCCUUGAGAUUCUCCUGUAAUGUAUUUUCUUCUCUAUUCAUACAAGACAUCAUUUGUAAUUGCUCCUUUAUAUGCAAUUUUGCACCUCAAAGAAAUAAAAAUUCGCCAAAUUCUGCUGUG
Messenger RNA from Beta vulgaris subsp. vulgaris (sugar beet), 2326 nucleotides. RefSeq names its product non-specific phospholipase C2. The coding region runs from base 272 to 1870 and encodes 532 amino acids. Gene Ontology annotation, biological process: phospholipid catabolic process. The transcript has 4 exons. Gene Ontology annotation, molecular function: hydrolase activity, acting on ester bonds. The record is from RefSeq and is a predicted model, not a curated record. NCBI's taxonomy places the organism in Eukaryota, Viridiplantae, Streptophyta, Magnoliopsida, Caryophyllales, Amaranthaceae.